This is a messenger RNA of Triticum turgidum subsp. durum (durum wheat), 642 nucleotides long. Lineage: Eukaryota; Viridiplantae; Streptophyta; Magnoliopsida; Poales; Poaceae. The record is from the annotation of a GenBank genome assembly.
AUGAGCCGGCGCCACCUCGUCCUCCUCCCCUGCCUCCUCCUGCUCCUGGCCGGCGCCGCGUCGGCGUCGAGUCCCCCGAAGGCGAGCCGGGCGGAGGCGGAGGGCUACGUGCGGCGGUGCUGCCGGGCCACGAGCUACCCGCGCGCGUGCGAGCGGAGCCUGGUGCCGCGCGCGCCGGCCGUGGGGCUCAGCCCGCGCCGGCUGGCGCAGGCGGCGCUCGCGGCCGCCGCCGACGCCGCGCGCAACUGCUCCGCCUACAUCGGCUCCCCCUCCUCCUCCUCCUCCUACGCGUCGUCCAAGGGGAAGGGGAAGGGCGGCGCCAUGGGGGACUGCGCGGAGACGGUGCGCGACGCGGCGGACCUGCUGAAGCAGUCGGCGGCGGAGCUGGGCGGGCGGGUGGGGCGCGCCUCGUCCCCGCGCUUCGCGUGGUGCCUCAGCAACGUGCAGACCUGGGCCAGCGCCGCGCUCACCGACGCCGAGACCUGCCUCGACUCCCUCGCCACCUACGCCGGCGCCGGCGCGCCCCGGGAGGACGUGAGGCGCCGCGUCGUCGCCGUCGAGCAGGCCGCCGGCAUCGCCCUCGCCCUCGUCAACCGCCUCCAGCCCGCGCGCCGCCCCGCCGCCGCCGUCCACCACCAGUAG